Molecule: messenger RNA, 2644 nt
Organism: Homo sapiens (human)
Lineage: Eukaryota; Metazoa; Chordata; Mammalia; Primates; Hominidae
Gene: HOXD13
Product: homeobox D13
Exons: 2
Coding region: 456-1430 (324 amino acids)
Biological process (GO): prostate gland development; embryonic hindgut morphogenesis; animal gross anatomical part developmental process
Cellular component (GO): nucleus
Molecular function (GO): cis-regulatory region sequence-specific DNA binding; DNA-binding transcription activator activity, RNA polymerase II-specific; RNA polymerase II cis-regulatory region sequence-specific DNA binding
Source: RefSeq, a predicted model, not a curated record
UCAGGUGAUCCGCCUGUCUCGACCUUCCAAAGUGCUGGGAUUAUAGGCGUGAGCCACUGCGCCCCUCCCUGUUGAUGCUUUUUGAUGAAAUACCCAAACUUGCACGUCUCCCAGAAUGUGAAGGCCAAGGCUGGGAACAGGCCUGUCAAAUGUUCCGGGUGGUUUGAUGCAGCCUCUGUGACCGUCAAGGCCUCUUACCCACUACCAAGGUACAGAACCCACUAGAUAAAACAAGUCAAGAAUCCAACCCAAGCCCGCAUGCUUUGGCAGAAAUUUUUAAGAUGGGGUGGGGAGUACAGGAAGGACUUCCUUCGCAUGGACUGAAAAGCCCUUUUUGUUCUAAAGGAGUAAUGACUUUGAAGAGGCCUAAUUUUUUGGUUAGGUUUCCAGACUAAAUAUUUGUUUCUUGAGCAGCAGCGGGUCCUCUGAGGUGAAGUGGUAAACACUUUUGGCCUAUGACUGCAGGUAAUAAAAAUCUGUCCGGGCUGCCCGAGGGGAGGGGCGCCGGUAAAGCCGUAGCUGCAGCGAAGCCCCGCGUCUGCCGCUGCCGGAGCCUGGCUCUCCUCUUACGCGGGGGGCUGCGGGCAAUUGGGGCCGACAACUUGCGGUCCCGCCUUGGGACGCAUGCUUGCUCGAGAGCUGGGGCUGCAGGGUGCAGUGGGACAGUAGGACCGCGAAAGCCUGGGCUUCGAGCCUCGGGCUCCCUGUCUUCAGGCGAAGUGCGGUUUCCACGGGUGCAGGUUUCGCUGCAUAAGGGAAGACUCAGAUUUCGAGCCCUCGGCAGGCCAGCUUCUAGCUCUCUGUCCCUUCCGGGUCUCUCCGGUUGCUUCUGUCUUUCCUCCUCCCACUCCCGUCGCAAUCCCGCGCCCCACGGAGGAAGGUCGUGGUGCGGGAGUUGGGGGAUACUUUCUUCCUGGGCUCGGUCUACGCAGACCCAUCGCCUGCCUCGAGUUCCUGUGCCCUCAGACGCCACGGGAAAACUUGCAGGGACAUCUAGCGCCAGGCGUGGGGAACUGCGCGCCGCCGGGCCGGGAAGUGGAGCCGAACACUGCCCCUCCGCCUCCCUUUCGGCUCCCCCCUUCGUGCUUGGGCACUUUCCUCACCUUCAUCCCUUUGCCCUGCCGGUAAGGACAAUGUGGAUUCCCCAUAGAGACAAUGGACUCUGCGGAAUGGAGAUAGGGGAUGUGGCUCUAAAUCAGCCGGACAUGUGCGUCUACCGAAGAGGGAGGAAGAAGAGAGUGCCUUACACCAAACUGCAGCUUAAAGAACUGGAGAACGAGUAUGCCAUUAACAAAUUCAUUAACAAGGACAAGCGGCGGCGUAUCUCGGCUGCUACGAACCUAUCUGAGAGACAAGUGACCAUUUGGUUUCAGAACCGAAGAGUGAAGGACAAGAAAAUUGUCUCCAAGCUCAAAGAUACUGUCUCCUGAUGUGGUCCAGGUUGGCCACAGACAGCUUAGAAGCCAUUCGGUUGUCUCCAAAAGGCCUUUGGAAAGACUUGAAUAUGUAUUUAAUUCCCCCCACCCCCUGCCAAUGGUGGCAAAUUUUGUGAAUUGUUUUUCUCUCUUCCCCUUAUCUGGCUCUAAAACCUUCUGCUGCCCAACCUGACUUUGUAGUUCUGAUUUUUACUUGUUUAUUAUUGGUUUUGUUCUUGCCUAGGGUUUUUAAAAUAUCUGUUUUUAAUGUUUUGUUUCUCCCUCCAGGCCAGUAUAAAGGGACUUGAAGUAUUUUUUAAUAAUCCGCCCCCCAAUGAACUUCAGAAGUGCCAUUCUGAUUUAAGGGUUUUUUUAAAAAAUUACUUUAUUUGUUCAUUCCCAGCACUGAUUAUCUUCAUAAUCCAUUAGGACAGAAUGGUUUUCAGUCGUUCAUAUCCUGUAAUUAGGUAAUUGAAUCAUUAGCUCUCAGCAGUUGCCCUGAGGCAAGUGGAAAGGCAGGCAGUGCUCUGGGGUCACCGAGAAAGUCUAAAAACAGGAGGCUGAAGGUACUGUGAUGGCUUUAAAAAUGGCCACCUUAUUAAAUAGGGAUUGUAUCAAUAUUGAAAUGAAGACAAUCUUUCCAACUUUGGGUGUUUCACUUGCUGUUUUAAUUGUUUGUUUUUAACACUUUGUAGGUUUGUGUUUUCAUAAUCUUUAAUUUGAAACUCAUGUGUCCUCAUGGAUCGUGGAUGCCUUCAUUUCUUGAGCUCUCAAUGCAGACAUUUAAAUGGCUGCAAUCAGUAGAGUGACCCGCGGAUGGCAUAAAUGCACCUCCUUUUCUUGGCCUUGGAUCUAUGGGUCUGGGAUUGUGGUCAUCUCCUCAAUCCUCAAAAAGAGGCUGAAUCAAUGUGGCCGUGGGUGGGAACUUACAUACAGAACCCAAUGAAGAACUUGACUGUCUAAACAAGGGGGCCUCGCAUGGAGCUGUAAAGCAUCUAACAAAUAUGAAAAAUGUGAAGUUCCAAGGUCCAAGAAGAAAAAUAAUGAUGUUUCUGAAAGUGAUGAUAAAUAAUUACUUUUAAAGUGCUGCAUAUUUAUACAAUUGAGAGAUUAUUUUUGUAAAUGCAAUGUCUGUGAGCUGGGAUACAUGGGCAGUGCUUCAGACAUUUAAAAAUCACUUUUUACUCCUAGGGAGAUGCCAAUAAACAGAACUCUUUUGUUUCUUCUGA